AUGAAGGGGUGCACCUGGGUAUUUGUGGCAACUUUACUUUGUCAGCAGUUUUGCCUCUUCAGAGUUACAGCAGCAAAGAGAGAGAGAAAGAUGAGGAAAGAACCUAAUCAGUACACAGAGCCUUUCAAUGCUACCCUCUCAAACAGUGAAGAGCUGCAUGGGCAUCCCAAGAUCCUAGAGUCUCCAGAUCCUCGAAUCACCGAUCCACGGCGGACCUGGAUCUCCUUUGUUCACCGCCCGGAUGAUGGCAAUACCUCUAAAAGGAGAUGCAAAGGGAAAGACAAGAAAUUACGUGGCCUUGUUGGGCCCCCAGGACCUCCUGGCCCCCAGGGACCUCCAGGAGCCCCUGGUGCUGAAGUCACCCGGGAAGUCCUUCUGCAGGAGUUUAAGGAGAUAUUAAAAGAAGCUGUUGAGCGUCGAGCAUCCCUGGCUAUUUCAGCCCAUCCUAGCCAGCUGCCUCCACUCCUGCUCUCCUUGGAGGAAGUUUCGCCCCACAGACGCGUAGAAGAGGCAUUCCAUUGCAAGCUGAAAGGACAAGUCGUUGUAGAUAAGAAGACCCUGGUAGAACUUCAGAACUUCCAGUCGCCUCUGGCCAAAGGAGCUUUUCUCCGGGGGACAGGAUUAAAUCUGGCAACAGGACGUUUCACAGCACCUGUUUCUGGCAUCUACCAGUUUUCAGCCAAUGUCCACAUUGACCACAGUGAGUUGAAGACUAAAGUCCAGCUCCGAGCCAGAGAUAAUGUCCGAGUGUUGAUCUGCAUUGAGUCUCUGUGCCACCGAUACACGUCUUUGGAAGUCAUCGCUGGUCUGGAAAGUAACAGCAAAAUCUUCACUGUCUACGUACAUGGCUUACUGCAGCUGCAGGCUGGCCAGUACACCUCCAUAUUUGUGGACAACAGCGCUGGAGCUCCCGUCACCAUUCAGAAUGGAUCAGAUUUCAUGGGCAUGUUCAUGGGCGCGUAACACCAUCUGCAGCAGGGAAGGAGAUGAAUUGGAGCCUUGCAGUGUCUAUUUGACUGAAGAAACCUUUACUUUGACUCUUGAAGACUUCCUGUAACUGUUGGCAUCUUUUUAAACAAGCAAAGAGCCUUUCCUUUCACAGAUUCUUCAGCUUGCUUUCAGAGGCUACUGCUUUUCAAGGUCCACACCAGUUCAUUCA
Molecule: messenger RNA, 1159 nt
Organism: Antrostomus carolinensis (chuck-will's-widow)
Lineage: Eukaryota; Metazoa; Chordata; Aves; Caprimulgiformes; Caprimulgidae
Gene: C1QTNF12
Product: C1q and TNF related 12
Exons: 8
Coding region: 1-963 (320 amino acids)
Biological process (GO): positive regulation of D-glucose import across plasma membrane; positive regulation of insulin receptor signaling pathway; negative regulation of gluconeogenesis
Molecular function (GO): hormone activity
Source: RefSeq, a predicted model, not a curated record